Messenger RNA from Homarus americanus (American lobster), 1251 nucleotides. RefSeq names its product solute carrier family 22 member 20-like. The transcript has 7 exons. Bases 1 to 1251 code for a protein of 416 amino acids. Lineage: Eukaryota; Metazoa; Arthropoda; Malacostraca; Decapoda; Nephropidae. Gene Ontology annotation, biological process: transmembrane transport. The record is from RefSeq and is a predicted model, not a curated record. Gene Ontology annotation, molecular function: transmembrane transporter activity.
AUGCGUGCAGGAAACGAGUAUGAACCUGAACAAGGAUGGGCGUGGGUGUGGAUGGGGUGGAAUGGACUUGCACCCGACUCCGCCCACACUUGCACUAAGCACCGUUCGCUCCAGCUGGUAACACUCGAUGACUUCCGACCCGAUACUGCUGCUACUGACUCUACUGUUACUGACUCUACUGUUACUGACUCUACUGCUGCUGUUACUGACUAUACUGCUGUUUUUGCUGACUCUACUGCUGCUGUUAAUGGUGUGAGGAUGGUGGUGAGUGUUGACGGCCUGCUGGAGCGUCUGGGCAGCAGGUACCAGUUCUUAGUGUUUCUUCUGCUGUCAUCCUGCUUUAUGUAUGUCGCCCUUAACCACCACCUCCACAACUACUACCUCGCCACACCACCUCACCACUGUAAGCUGCCGGAGGGGUGGAAGGAGGAGGAGGCACUACCCGCAGUUCUGAUGGCAGGACCGAGGCAGUCAGGAGUACUUCGGGUCGGGUACUCUCGCUGUCGGAUGUACAGUGACCCACAGCACCACGGCAAAGGCACCAAGCCGUGUGUGUAUGGAUAUGUCUUCACGCUGGAUGUAGCCGAGUGGAGCAUCGUAGCCGAGUGGGGACUCGUGUGUGAACGUGUAUGGAUCAGGCACUGGGUGAUGACGUCAUAUCUCAUCGGCCUCGUGAUUGGUGGAUUAAUUUUCGGCUUCCUGGCAGACAGAUUCGGGCGGAGGAACCUGCUGGUGGUGAGUGUGGCGACUGUAGGGUGUUUGGGUCUCGCUCUCCACUUCGUUAGGAGGCUUAUAGUGUUCCUGAGUCUUCGUUUCAUCCAAGCCAUCUUCGUUCAGGGUGUUCACGUCACCAGCUGGACCUUGGCGGCGGAGCUCUUCCCUCCCAAGUGGCGCUGUCGGGCCCUAGUGGCGGGGGGCAUGGCCAGACCUCUGGGUGUGGCCAUGGGGGCUCUAGUGGCCCUCAUGGUCCAGCACUGGAGAGCCGUCCAAUUGGCUGUCUCUCUCCCUCUGCUCAUAUCUCUCCUCUACUGUUGGAUGAUCCCAGAGUCCCUCAGAUGGUUACUCACGAGAGGCAAGACUCGCCGAGCCAGACAGGUGGCCGCCCAGGUGGCUCGACACAAUCUCCUCACCCUCCCGCCCACUGCUCACGCCCAAAUGGACCACUUGGCCGCCCACGUGUACCUGGACGUCCCCUGGGGUAGUCUCCUGACGCUCUUCAAAACUCCGCGGCUGAGGAAAAAAACACCUUGA